UGAAUCUAUAUAUUAUCCAGUGAGCGCGGGAGAACACAGACAAUACUUAAUUGAGAUUAAUUGAUACAAUAAAAUAUGUGAAUACAAACAAUCGUUUUGCGAUAUUUCAAGUAAUUUAGAAAUAACGAUGAAUUUCUGUCUUGUUAAAUAUUCAUUCAGCACGAUCUGAGUCGCAGCAUGAAGUGUGUGUACUUUUUGUCGCAAUAUAUUGUUAUAUAAAGUGAACAAUGAUUUGUUAAGCAAACAUUAAAAAUGAGUGAGCAACUAAUUAGGCGAGUUAAGAACUCUCUAAAUGCGCAGUUUUAUUCCAUGAAUGAUUCAUGGCUAUCAGACUGCAUUGAGUACUAUUUGGAGGAUCAUAAAAAUCCAACACACGAGGAAAUCAUAACGUUUGUUAUUAAUCAGUGGUUACUCUGCGAUUUGAGAGAAAUCAACAAUGAAAAGGGAUGUUUGCCAAGAGAUCUUUCGAAUAAAAAGUGUACUACUCUUUCUGGAAAAUACAUCCUUCAAAUGGACAAGCUAUACGACAUAUCCCAGUCAAAGUACAAACAGCUUGAGAAAAUAAGAAAUGUUUCAUCUGAGAAUGUUGAAGCCACGGAGAAUGAAAACAAGCAAGAUGAUAAAAUGCAAAAUUGGGAACCAAAGUCAAAAAGAAUGCUGCAACUGUUUUUAACAGAUGGCAUUCAAGACAUUCUAGCUAUCGAGUAUAAACCUAUCAGGUUUUUGAAAGAUAGUUUGUUUCCUGGUUUCAAACUGUUGAUAAAAGGGCCAGUGAUAUGCAGGAGAGGAGUAAUAUUGUUAGAAGAAACCAAUAUUUCAGAAGUUGGAGGAGAAGUUGACAGUUUACUUAUUGUAAAUGCUGUAGAAAAUGUGUUUGCUAGAGCCCUAAAUUUGGAAGAAAAUCCUGAUCCGUAUAAUGAUGACAACAAACAAACGCAAAGUACUCAAAGUACUCAAAGAACUACUCAAAUGGAGGAUGAAUUUGACAUCAACACAGAAAUUAUUGAUCAAAUAGAUAAACAAGUUCAACAAAAAAAUUCUACUGGAACAAAAUCUUCAGUUACAUCUGCAACCAGAAAUCAACAAAGGCAAACCCAUGAAUCUAGCAAUAAUUCUAAUAAUCGACAAGCUCAAAUCUAUGGUGUCAGUAACCAUCAAAAUCAAAAUUAUGGUACAAAGAGUCAAUCUAAUAAUCAAAGCACAUCUGCUAGUCAUGCAAGUAAAACACAAAAACAGAAUUAUAAUUACAAUGCUCAAAGCACAAGGAAUACCUUUGACGAUGAUGAUGAUUUAUUUUUGAAUAUGGUCGAUGAGAAAGCAUUCGAAAAUUUAGCUCCAUCAAAACCUACACCUUCAAUACAACACAAGUCUGUAACCAGUAACCAGUCUACUUCAUCACGAGUAAUCCAGAACCAAAAUGUUGACGACUUUCCACUGGAAGAUGAGAUAUAUGACUUGGAUGAAGAACAGUCACCUUAUUUUAGCGCAACAAAAGUACAAAGUGGACUUAGUAAAAUAACGUCAGUCAGCAAACCUACGUCUGGCAGUUCAGUUAGAAGUAAUCAAGAAACUAGUAGAAACGAAAAAUCAAAACAAUCAAAUGUAACAUCAAAAUAUGAAUGGAAAGAUACUCACUCCGGUAUCUCAAAACAAUCAAACACAGUAUCAAAUUAUAAUUCUAAAGAAAAAGUUGCUAGUGUGUCAAGUUACAAAAGCUCAAUAAACAAACAAUCAACUCCUCCUAAACAAAAAAUUGAAUCAACUCCAUCUGUGAGCCAUGUGUCUGAGUUUCCAGAUGAUGAUUUUGACAUGAAUGAUUUUGACUUAAAAACAGAUGAUUUAACAGAGUAUUUUAAGAAAGAUAAUCAAAGUGAAAUAAAAAGUGCCAAACCUAGUCAGACACCAAAUAAAUCAAAUUCAGUUGAUACAAUUGUCAAAAGUAAGGUUGAUGAAGUAAAGGAAUUUGCAGCUGAGUUUGAUACAGAAAUGGAUGUAGACGAUAUACCGUUUUCGCAUCAACAACAAACUGGAAGUUCUAGAUUCCAGGAAACUAGUGAAACUCCAAUAAACAAGUAUAAAAAAAACGUUGAUGGUAUUUCUUCUCCGGAAUUCUCUGGAGUUAAAAGAUUAGCAAGUAAAACGUCACCUGUAGCAGAUGGUCCACAGAAAAUGCGAUGCUUACAAAGCACUCCAAAAGAUAAAUCUUGCAACAGGAAAAUUACUGACUUUUUAAAUAAACCAUCGAGAUCACAAAGUCAGGAGAGUAAAUCAUCAACGCCAAAAAGUCAAGAAAAUAAAUCAACAACAUCAAAGAGUGAAGAAAAUAGUACAAUAACAUUAUUAAGUGAAGAUACAGUUCGAAUUUGCGAAUUCAUAAGAGAUGUCUUAAAAGAAUCUCUAAAAGGUGAAAAAAUUCACACAGUAGUAAGGGGUAAAGUUGUAAAUAUUGUAAAAUUAAAUUUAUUGAAAAAUGAAAAAGGAAACUACUUUUAUCUAGAAGGUACUAUUACAGAUAAUACUGGAAAUUUAGAUGUUGUUUUUUCUUCAGAGGUGUUGGAGGAAAUAAUUGGAUAUAGCACCCAAGUAUUUGUUCAAAAAAGAAAGCAAAGUAAGUCCAAUCCUGCUAUAAAAGAUGAGCUGAGAGAGGAUUUAAAAAAGGCCCAAGAAACUUUAAAACUUUUAGAUGUGUUGAUGGAAAUCAAAUAUAAAGUAAAUGAAAGGGCAAUUAUUGUAAAAAUAAUGAAAUUAUCCAAGGACGAACGAAAGUACCUAGAUUUGAGAUCAUAUGUAUCCGAAGCUCAGUAGUAUUAAUUGUUCAUUAAAAAUAAUGUAUUGAUAAUAUGAAUGCGUUUUAAACAGUUUUUAUAUUUUUAUAAUAAAAUUUAUUUUUCUGAA
Nasonia vitripennis (jewel wasp) is the source of this 2895-nucleotide messenger RNA. Its product is annotated as calponin homology domain-containing protein DDB_G0272472. Gene Ontology annotation, cellular component: RecQ family helicase-topoisomerase III complex; nuclear body. The record is from RefSeq and is a predicted model, not a curated record. Gene Ontology annotation, biological process: double-strand break repair via homologous recombination; resolution of meiotic recombination intermediates. The transcript has 8 exons. Gene Ontology annotation, molecular function: nucleotide binding. Lineage: Eukaryota; Metazoa; Arthropoda; Insecta; Hymenoptera; Pteromalidae. Bases 253 to 2805 code for a protein of 850 amino acids.